GUUGCAUCGAGGCUCGGUACGUUACUGUGGUUACGACUAGGCAAGCAAUUUAUUGUUUUUAUUACUAGUUUCGUCUUAGUGAUUGAGAUUUACGAGAAGAGACGACCGUCACUGUUACAAUUGUUAGGCUAUUAGGAGAUGGUGAGAAUCAAUAAAGUCUUACUGUGUGGGGCCAAACAGAUAGGGAAAAGUGCAAUUCUGGAACAGUUGAUUUACGGACACGUCACAAAAGAUUCGAUUUUUCACCCUACGAUAGAAGAUACAUAUGAAUGUCAUGUUGACACAGAUAGAGGAGUGAAGGAGCUCAUCCGAUUCUAUGAUUUGGGUGGAAUCACUUCCAAAAACAAAGAAGUUCCCCGUCAUUAUUUUAAUGUUGCAGAUGCCUAUAUCCUAGUGUAUGGCAUAAAUAGCCACGAGUCUUUUCUGAUUAUGGACUCUUUGAAAAAAGAAAUUGACAGGAACAAGGAGAAGAAAGAUGCAGUGAUGAUUGUCUUGGGAAACAAGCUGGAUUUGGUUGAAGAAAGACAAGUUGAUUACUCUCAAGCUUCUUUAUGGGCUGCAAAAGAACGUGUUCGACUGUUUGAGAUUUCAGUUUUUGACCAGCAAACAUUGAUAGAACCAUUUUUGUAUCUUUCUUCGAGAUUGAAUCCACCCCCUCAAAAAUCUACUUUUCCUCAGUUAAGCAUGGGCAUGGGAAGAAGCAAAAUUAAAGAUUGAAUCCUACUAUUAAGUUUGUUAUGGUGUUAUUUUCCUGUUGUGUUUUCAGUAUUAUAAAAAUUUUCCUAUUUCUCAUAUGAAAAUCUCAGUUUUGUCUUUGGAUAAAAAAAAAAAAUACGACGUGCAUACUCUGCCGUGUACAAAUGAAUCAGUAGGCCUACGCCAAUUGAGACAAAAAAAAACCUCAUUCCUCUUCUUUGUUGCUGCAAAGAAAUUGUUUGGGAUACACACAGACACAGUGUAAAUAUAUAGCCCAUCAUGCAUGAUCUUAAAAAAUAAUAUACACAGUCUUUGAACUGC
This is a messenger RNA of Daphnia magna, 1017 nucleotides long. RefSeq names its product NF-kappa-B inhibitor-interacting Ras-like protein 2 (gene kappaB-Ras). The transcript is spliced from 2 exons. Gene Ontology annotation, biological process: canonical NF-kappaB signal transduction. NCBI's taxonomy places the organism in Eukaryota, Metazoa, Arthropoda, Branchiopoda, Diplostraca, Daphniidae. The record is from RefSeq and is a predicted model, not a curated record. Gene Ontology annotation, molecular function: GTP binding; GTPase activity. Bases 139 to 717 code for a protein of 192 amino acids.